This is a messenger RNA of Homo sapiens (human), 5896 nucleotides long. It is a transcript of the gene DNTTIP2, whose product is annotated as deoxynucleotidyltransferase terminal interacting protein 2. Gene Ontology annotation, cellular component: nucleus; nucleolus. NCBI's taxonomy places the organism in Eukaryota, Metazoa, Chordata, Mammalia, Primates, Hominidae. The record is from RefSeq and is marked reviewed. The transcript has 7 exons. The coding region runs from base 59 to 2329 and encodes 756 amino acids.
GCAUUUCCGGAGCGCCAGGGAAGAGGGAAGUCGUGGUGGUCGCGAGGGAGCCGGAAAGAUGGUGGUUACCAGAUCUGCACGGGCUAAGGCCAGCAUCCAAGCCGCGUCGGCUGAAAGUUCCGGGCAAAAGAGUUUUGCUGCUAAUGGGAUUCAAGCGCAUCCAGAAAGUAGUACUGGAUCUGAUGCCCGAACUACUGCUGAAUCACAGACCACUGGGAAGCAAAGUUUAAUCCCUAGAACUCCUAAAGCUAGAAAGAGGAAGAGCAGAACUACAGGCUCACUACCAAAGGGGACUGAACCAUCUACGGAUGGAGAAACCUCUGAGGCAGAGUCAAAUUAUUCUGUGUCUGAGCACCAUGAUACCAUUUUAAGGGUAACUAGGAGAAGGCAGAUCUUAAUUGCAUGCUCCCCAGUGUCCAGUGUUAGGAAAAAGCCGAAAGUAACUCCAACAAAGGAGUCUUACACUGAAGAAAUAGUGUCUGAAGCAGAAUCUCAUGUUUCAGGUAUUUCUAGAAUUGUGCUUCCUACAGAAAAAACUACAGGAGCCAGAAGAAGUAAGGCUAAAUCUCUGACAGAUCCAAGCCAAGAAUCUCAUACAGAAGCUAUAUCUGAUGCUGAGACAUCAAGCUCAGACAUUUCAUUCUCUGGAAUUGCAACUAGAAGAACCAGGAGUAUGCAGAGGAAAUUAAAGGCACAAACUGAAAAGAAAGAUAGUAAGAUUGUACCAGGAAAUGAGAAACAGAUCGUGGGUACACCUGUGAAUUCAGAGGAUUCAGAUACCAGACAAACUUCCCAUUUACAAGCAAGAUCUCUUUCUGAGAUAAAUAAGCCAAAUUUCUAUAAUAAUGACUUUGAUGAUGAUUUCUCCCACAGAAGUUCAGAAAAUAUAUUAACAGUGCACGAACAGGCCAAUGUUGAAUCUCUUAAAGAAACAAAACAGAAUUGUAAGGAUUUGGAUGAAGAUGCCAAUGGAAUAACAGAUGAGGGGAAAGAAAUUAAUGAGAAAAGUUCUCAGCUGAAGAAUCUUUCUGAACUUCAGGACACUAGCCUUCAACAGUUAGUUUCUCAGAGACAUUCAACCCCCCAAAAUAAAAAUGCUGUAUCAGUGCACUCUAAUCUGAACUCUGAGGCUGUAAUGAAAUCAUUAACUCAAACAUUUGCAACUGUGGAAGUAGGCAGAUGGAAUAACAACAAAAAGAGCCCCAUAAAAGCAAGUGACUUGACAAAGUUUGGUGAUUGUGGUGGUAGUGAUGAUGAAGAAGAGUCCACAGUUAUAAGUGUCAGUGAAGACAUGAACAGUGAAGGGAAUGUAGAUUUUGAAUGUGAUACCAAACUAUACACGUCUGCGCCCAACACAUCUCAGGGUAAAGAUAAUUCUGUCUUACUAGUUCUCAGCAGUGAUGAAAGCCAACAGUCUGAAAACAGUGAGAAUGAAGAGGAUACUUUAUGUUUUGUUGAAAAUAGUGGCCAAAGGGAGUCAUUAAGUGGAGACACAGGAAGUCUGUCAUGUGACAAUGCAUUGUUUGUAAUUGACACAACUCCUGGAAUGAGUGCUGAUAAAAAUUUUUACUUGGAAGAGGAAGACAAGGCAAGUGAGGUUGCCAUUGAGGAAGAAAAAGAAGAGGAAGAGGAUGAAAAAAGUGAAGAAGAUUCAUCAGACCAUGACGAAAAUGAAGAUGAGUUUAGUGAUGAAGAAGACUUCCUAAAUAGCACAAAGGCUAAACUUCUGAAGUUGACAAGCAGCAGCAUAGACCCUGGUCUGAGUAUCAAGCAGUUGGGUGGUUUGUAUAUUAAUUUUAAUGCAGAUAAACUACAGUCUAACAAGAGAACCCUAACACAGAUCAAGGAGAAAAAGAAAAAUGAGCUUCUGCAGAAAGCCGUCAUUACACCUGAUUUUGAAAAAAACCACUGUGUUCCACCAUAUAGUGAAUCAAAGUAUCAACUUCAGAAAAAACGCAGAAAAGAACGACAAAAAACAGCAGGGGAUGGCUGGUUUGGUAUGAAAGCUCCAGAAAUGACAAAUGAACUGAAAAAUGAUCUCAAAGCACUGAAGAUGAGAGCCAGCAUGGACCCGAAAAGAUUUUACAAGAAAAAUGAUAGAGAUGGCUUCCCCAAGUACUUCCAGAUUGGAACCAUUGUUGACAAUCCAGCUGAUUUCUACCAUUCACGAAUUCCCAAGAAGCAAAGGAAAAGAACUAUUGUGGAAGAACUGCUGGCUGAUUCUGAAUUCAGAAGAUACAACCGAAGGAAGUACUCAGAGAUCAUGGCUGAAAAAGCAGCAAAUGCAGCAGGAAAAAAGUUCCGAAAGAAGAAGAAAUUUCGCAAUUAAGAUUUACCAAGCAAACUGCAACAUUUUACAUUGCUCCUUUAUUUACUUAUUAAAGACGUUUGGAAAACUAACACCAUCAUCUAAAUUAAUUUACCAUAGACUGGCCCUGUUCAUACAGGAAUUUGUAUUUGGAAAAAGUUGAUUUGAGAAUCGAUUACAUGCCCUUAGAAAAUAGGGGUGUCUAAAAGACCCACCCUGGUGUAGACUCUUUAUGGGAAAAAAGGAAAAAAAAUCUCAACCAUUUUAAGAUAACUGAUGGUUUGUAAAGUUUUCAAUGCUUAGUUAUUUAAAGAAAAUUUAAUUAAAAGAUAGGAAGUAUAAAGUUUGCUAACAUGUUCAAAGAACUUUAAAAAAUGAUCAAAGAUAUAUAAACAUUAUUGUAAUUAAUAGGUAGUUUUAUGUGUGUAUGUGUGUGUGUGUCUGUGUAGGGGACGGGAGAUGGUAGAGAGGCAAUGCCCUAUAGUUAGCUAUAAAAUUCAGAUCCAGAAAGUUGGGAUACAAAGAUAUGAAGAAUAUGACCUAGAAAGCUUGGGCAGAGGAGCUGUUUUCCUUGCUUGGCAACUGAAACAGGGAGGAAUAAUUGGUUUUUAUCUAGAUUUAAGUGUUGUGGUCCAAGUAAAACAGGAUUAAACUAUAAUUUAAGUUGGCCAGGGUUUCUUCGAAGUUAACCCAGCUUACCUCUUCUCCAGUGGUACAGUAUGCACCCUGGCUAAGCUGGUUUCUGGCACCCAAGGAGUGUUGGUCAUUUCUGUUGAUACUUGGUGAGUUGUAGCUUCCUUUAUGUUACUAUUCACUUUACCUCUAUUUUUCCAGCAUACUGCUUCCUUGAGAUAUCAGCAAAUAUGAAAUCUUUUUUUUUUUUAAUAAUAGUUUUGGGGUACAUGUGUAGAACAUGCAGGUUACAUAGGUAUACACGUGCCAUGGUGGUUUGCUGCACCCAUCAACCUAUCUACAUUAGGUAUUUCUCCUAGUGCUAUCCCUCCCCUAGUCCCCCACCCACAACAGGCCCCAGUGUGUGAUGUUCCCCUCCCUGUGUCCAUGUGUUCUCAUUGUUUACCUCCCACUUACGAGUAAGAACAUGCAGUGUUUGGUUUUCUGUUCUUGUGUUAGUUUUCUGUUCUUGCUGAGAUGAUUUCCAGCUUCAGCCAUGUCCCUGCAAAGGACAUGAACUCAUGCUUUUUUAUGGCCACAUAGUAUUCCAUGGUGUAUAUGUGCCACAUUUUCUUUAUCCAGUCUAUCAUUCAUGGGCAUUUGGGUUGGUUCCAAGUCUUUUCUAUUGUGAACAGUGCCACAGUAAACAUACUUGUGUAUGUGUCUUUAUAGUAGAAUGAUUUAUAAUCCUUUGGGUAUAUACCCAGUAAUGGGAUUGCUGGGUCAAAUGGUAUUUCUGGUCCUAGAUCCUUGCGGAAUCACCACACUGUCUUCCACAAUGGUUGAACUAGUUUACACUCCCACCAACAGUGUAAAAGUGUUCCUAGUUCUCCAUAUCCUCUCCAGCAUCUGUUGUUUCCUGACUUUUUAAUGAUUGCCAUUCUAACUGGCAAUGAGAUGGUAUCUCAUUGUGGUUUUGAUUUGCAUUUCUCUAAUGAGCAGUGAUAAUGAGCGUUUUUUCAUGUUUGUUGGCUGCAUAAAUGUCUUCUUUUGAGAAGUGUCUGUUCAUAUCCUUCACCCACUUUUUGAUGGGGUUUUUUCUUGUAAAUUUGUUUAAGUUCUUUGUAGAUUCUGGAUAUUAGCCCUUUGUCAGAUGGAUAGAUUACAGAAAUUUUCUCCCAUUCUGUAGAUUGCCUGUGCACUCUGAUAAUAGUUUCUUUUGCUGUGCAGAAACUCUUUAGUUUAAUUAGAUCCCACUUGUCAAUUUUGCCUUUUGUUGCCAUUGCUUUUGGUGUUUUAGUCAUGCAGUCUGCCCAUACCUAUGUCCAAAAUCUCAUAUUUACUGCUUGGAGUCAAAAGCUAGUAAUAGCAGAACUGACAAUAACAUUCAUAGUUGGAGUUAGGGAAGCAUCUAUGUCUGUUCUCUUUUAUUUUAAAAAAAAACUACUUUUGUUUCUGGAAUACUAUGUUUUGCCUUCUACUGGAUAAAAUAAGGACCCAGUAUGAGAGAAUUGUAUCCUUUAGUGCUUCUGGCCUUCUACAAAUACCUGGAUAUUUAAAUAAUGGAUGAAGUUAUGUUUUGCUUUUUAAUAAGCAAGUCUUUUGAGAAACAGGUUUUACUGACUUUGGCCUGUGUCACUAAACUCAGUUCACCUACUGGAACUUUUUUUUUUUUUUUUGAGACGUCUCACUCCAUCACCCAGGUUGGAGUGCAGUGGUGCCAUCUCAGCUCACUGCAACCUCCGCCUCCCAAGUUCAAGCGAUUAUCAUACCUCAGCCUGCCAAGUAGCUGGGACUACUGGGCAUGCCAUUAUGCCCAGCUAACUUUUGUAUUUUUAGUAGAGAUGGGGUUUUGCCAUCCUUACCUCAAGUGAUCCACCCGCCUCGGCCUCCCAAAGUGCUGGGAUUACAGGUGUGAGCCACCAUGCCCAGCCAACUGGAACUAUUUGAAGGCUUUAUACCAGAAAAGUAUAAAGAAUCCAAAGGGCUGCCACAGUCAGGUGUGCUGGUGAAAGAGACCUUCAAGAUACCCCUGAGAAGAUCUUGAAAGAUUUCGAAAAGAAUGCUGUAUUUAUACACCAUCUGGCUCCAAGAUGCUUUUUUUUUUUUUUUUUUUGAGAGACGGACUCUCGCUCUGUCGCCCAGGCUGGAGUGUAGUGGCAUGAUCUUGGUUCACUGCAACCUCCGCCUCCCGGGUUCAAGCAAUUCUGCCUCAGCCUCCCAAGUACCUGGGAUUAACAGGCACCCACCACCACACCCGGCUAAUUUUUGUAUUUUUAGUAGAGACGGGGUUUCACCAUGUUGGCCAGGCUGGUCUUGAACUUCUGACCUCAGGUGAUCCACCGGCCUCAGCCUCCCAAAGUGCUGGGAUUACAGGCAGGAGCCACCACGUCUGGCCCAAAAUGUUCUUAAAACAAAGUAGAUGCUGUAAGACUACAGUUGAUAAAGUUGGGCUCUGGGCUAGGUUCUUAGCAUCCAACACAAUCAGUUCUGUGUUCAGUGUUCUGCUGUAUGAUAAACCAACUGCUCUAGAGAAACACCAAUAUUCCUCUUCUGAAACCUGGGAAAAUGUCUUUUUUGGGUCCCAUAACUAGAUGUCACAAAAGGAGUGGGGAGUGGGGAGGCUAUAUAAAAAAGUUCAACAAAACCUUAGUAACUGGUAUACAUUAAUAGGAUCCCAUUCUUAGAAACAGCAAGUUAAAGAAAAUACCAUAAUGGGAAAAAAAAGUUAACAUUUCUGAGAGAUGUACCAGGUAUUCAGUCUCUCAGGCAGUGACAACUUGUUCAGAAUAAUUACCUACAAUAGAUCCCAAACCAUUGAAAAAUGCCUAAUUGUUUACUUAAUGGAAUUUGUACUUACUAUUUAAUUAGAUGAAUAUCUUUAUUGAAAGUUUUCAGUAAGGGUUGCAACAAAAAGGGCUUUCUAAUUAACCAAUUCCCCAAGCAUCUGUCUAAUUAAAAUGUAAAGUGCAAUUA